CCACCGUGUCGGGAAGAAGUUUAAAUUUUUUUACGUUAAUAUUUUUGGUUUUUCAAAAGUUGUAACAAAAAUAGGACUCGAAGAUGAGAAUUAUCGUUGAAGAGCACCCAAAUCUGUUAGAUGUGUCCGAGCUGCUGCGGCCGGAGAAAAAUUUUGCCGAUAAAGAAUUGUCCAAGUUUCGCGAUUACACCGUUGACGACAACGACCCCCUGAAGGAGCGGGUUCGGCGGACUUACAAACUGAUGCACACAAAUCAGACGGUCGAUUUCGUUAAAGGGCGCCACGACGACUGGCUUAAGUUCGAUCACUUUAGGUCCAACAUUCGGGAUGCGCUGGAGAGACUCAACGAUUUGGUGGAUGAGUCGGACCCGGAUCUGGACUUGCCGAACAUUAUCCAUGCCUUCCAGACGGCGGAACGCGCGCGCCUAGAGCAUCCCGAACUGGAUUGGCUCCAUUUGACCGGGUUGAUCCACGAUUUGGGAAAGGUGAUGGCUUUCUAUGGGGAACCUCAGUGGGCCGUGGUGGGUGACACGUUUCCAGUGGGUUGCGAGUGGGGCGAAAGCAUUGUUUACCGGAAGGAUAGCUUCGUCGAUAAUCCAGAUGGACGGAAUGUCAAGUACAAUACCAAGUAUGGAAUUUAUGAACCCAACUGUGGUUUGGAAAACUUGACGAUGUCUUGGGGUCAUGAUGAGUACCUCUAUCGAGUGUUGGUUCAUAACAAGAGUACGCUUCCCAAGCAGGCAUUGAACAUGAUUCGUUAUCAUUCAUUCUAUCCAUGGCAUUCGGGAGGUGAUUAUGGCCAUCUCACCAAAGAAGUGGACGAACAAACGAAGGAAUGGGUUCUACUUUUCAACCGUUAUGAUUUGUACACAAAAUGCACAACCGUUCCCGAUGUUGAGGCACUGUGGCCGUAUUAUCAAGGACUGAUCGAUAAGUAUAUUCCCGGGGAGCUUGAGUGGUAAAUUUUACUCCUGUCUACUUAUUUUUAAACUGUUUUAAUAGACUUAAUGGACGCUUUUACACUAGAACUAGUUUUAAAAUUGGUGGAUUAUAUGUUGAUAAUAAAAUAAUUUAUAU
Sabethes cyaneus is the source of this 1077-nucleotide messenger RNA. Its product is annotated as inositol oxygenase. NCBI's taxonomy places the organism in Eukaryota, Metazoa, Arthropoda, Insecta, Diptera, Culicidae. Gene Ontology annotation, cellular component: cytoplasm. Gene Ontology annotation, molecular function: iron ion binding; inositol oxygenase activity. The coding region runs from base 84 to 962 and encodes 292 amino acids. Gene Ontology annotation, biological process: inositol catabolic process. The transcript is spliced from 5 exons. The record is from RefSeq and is a predicted model, not a curated record.